AUGCGGUACAGAUCAUUUCUCGGGGCUGGACUUACUCACGAAGAGAUAGCAUAUGCGGAGAUUCCCCUGGUUGUAGGAUUACUAGCAAAUACCGUUCCUGCUGCAUUCUGUGUUCAUUUUGAGCUCUUCCCAAGACCAAAGCUGCUUGAAGAAAUACGGGAAGAGGUAGAAUAG
Molecule: messenger RNA, 174 nt
Organism: Penicillium expansum
Lineage: Eukaryota; Fungi; Ascomycota; Eurotiomycetes; Eurotiales; Aspergillaceae
Exons: 1
Coding region: 1-174 (57 amino acids)
Source: RefSeq, a predicted model, not a curated record